AUGAAUCAGUUAAAGGAUGGGCCGACUGGAAAGGAAAACAUACCCACGAGACAUACUAAGUUGCUUCAGCGCCGCACCCAUGUCACGCAGGGAGGGAAGCUAGUUGCCACCCCUCUGCGCGACCAUGACGCCAAAAUGAACAAAUUACGCACAGGCGCCAAAAGUUCAGGAACAAAGUUCAGGGCUUCGUCGCCGUAUAGCGAAAUCGGUGACUUCGACGACGACUUCUCCGGGACGUAUCCAUCGCUCACAUCGAGCCAUAGCGUGUAUCGCGUGGUGAAGUCUGAGUGCAGUACAGGCAGUCAGAGUAAAAGUCAGCAGAAAGAGAAGACGGGCAGGCAGACUAAAACUAGUCAAAAAGUAAAGGACGGCUUGACCGUUGAGGCUCUGGCACUGUGCGCUGCUGAGAAAAAAGCUGCAACUGAUCUGCUCCAGCAAUCAGUCGACGACUAUGGGCUUGAUCUAGGUCUGGAGGAGGAUGCGCCUUUGGAUCCUUAUGAGACCGCAUUACGGGCUUCGAAGGCAGAGGAUGUAGCUGAAGUCCUGGAUAUAACCGCAGACGGGAGUGCUGUCGAAUUACAAUCCACAUUGUCUACACCUUCGGAUGACGGUGAUCUGAGCAAUUCAAAAGUUCCAGUUGCCGCUGUAAAGAAGGAAAAUAUUAUUGAUCUGGACGCAGACGAAGAUGAAGAUAAGGUGGCUCACUCAGGGGAGACGCUUACCGACGAGAGCACAUGGGAGGCAUUAGAUGCACGGGUUAUAGUGGACCCAUACUGGGACACGUUGAAUGCGAAGAUUCAGGAAGUUACGGCGCCGCUUCGUAGAACAGCAUCUCCUGAGGGCAAAGCUGCCCGUAUAGCGACUGCCGAACAAACCAAGGUACGCCUGAACACCGUGCGAGACGCGGUGGACGCUUUGCUUAAGCACAUUGAUUCUCUUCGAGGCGAUAUCAAUGCUUUCAUUGUAAAACUGUCGCCUGGAGGUGCAACCAAUUUUUUGCACAGCGUUACACAAACGACUGCAAUUUCGGCGAAACAGCGAAGUACAGACGCUGUCAUUGAAAGCAUUAGUCAGGAGUCAGGAGUGUCAGCACCUGGAGGGCAUCCUUUGGGCGACUAUGGCCAAAGUAACGCAAGGGUGGAGGGAGGACUUCGUACGAUACACUCGGAAGUUUCUAAAAAUGGGCAGUUACAUGAUAAUGUGUGUCGGUUAGGGAAUUCUAUAUCGACAGAUGCUGUUACAUCCAGCGCCACGGCGGAGGGUAAUUCAAACAGACACGCUCAUGAUUUCUCGGUCUCCAGGCGCUCAGGGACUGUGGGAGAUAGCAUCUUAAAUCAAAACCAUACGGAAGCCAAACCUCAGAACGUGAUGAUGCAGUCUGGUGCAUGUGACAUAUUCGAUGAGUCUGAUGACGACUAUGAUCCUGACAUUCCUCCAGAGUUUGAUGGUGUCGCCAGUAUCAACAAUGGAAGGCAGCCACGAAUCACAAGCGUAAAUACUACUGUGCGACCACAGGCCAAUCAAUCAACUGGCUAUUCGCACGGUGGCCAAGUAGCACAACAAACAAACAAUAAUAGUAGUUAUAAGCCGCAAGAAACCAAUAGCAAUAGCUCUCACGAGUAUAAACAGCAUCUCCCUAAUGAUUAUACGAAUGGUACUUCGAGGGAGAAUAAGCAGGGACAACCACAUUCUAUUAUGAACACUUCCAGAUACAACAAACAGCCCGAACCAGAAUAUGACGAUGGGUUAGAAGACGAUGCCUUUGUCGACUUCGAACCUUCCGUCAUGCCCAUCCUCAGGGACUCUGGUCGACCUGUGGCUCCAGCGUCUAAUAUAAACGCAUAUACCGGCAGCUCACAACAACGGCAAACCACUUUGAAACAAGGCACCAUUAACACUGGAGCCUUGAGUAGUAAAACGAACACCACCGGUCGCAAUAACGCCAGUAGCGCCCCCUCGCCUCUGGACAAAUUCAACGGCAACGAUUUCGCCUUCAGUCGAGAUAUACAAAAGAUUAUGUUAGGCAUCUUCGGAUUGAAGCAGUUCCGCAAACAUCAACUUCAAGCAGUUAACGCUACCAUGCUAGGACACGAUACCUUCAUCCUGAUGCCCACAGGAGGGGGGAAAAGUCUGUGCUACCAGUUGCCUGCAGUGGCCAGUAAAGGGGUCACGGUUGUGAUCUCGCCUCUGUUGUCGCUGAUCCAAGAUCAAGUUUCCGCGCUGGUGACUAAUAAUAUCAAAGCCUACCAUAUCGGGGCUAACAGCAACGAGGAAAAGAUAUACGUACAUCUGCGACAGCCUGACUGCAGUGGAAUUAAGUUAAUAUACGUCACUCCAGAAAAGUGCGUGAGAAGUCAGAAAACGAUGAGGACCUUCGAAUAUCUAUAUGCAAACGGUCUCCUAGCACGAGUGGUUAUCGAUGAGGCUCACUGUGUGAGUCAAUGGGGCCAUGACUUCAGGCCGGACUACAAAGAGCUUCGUAUGUUCAAGAACAAGUUUCCCAAGGUGCCGAUCAUGGCGCUCACGGCGACUGCCACUGAGAGAGUGAAGAGGGAUGUAGUGCAUCAACUCAAUCUGCGCAAAGAUUACGUUCUGUUGCAACAGAGUUUCAACCGUCCGAAUUUGCGAUAUUUCGUAACCAAAAAAACCAAGAAAAGCAUCGAUGAAAUCAUACAGAAUAUCAAAAAAAAAUAUAAAGGGAAAUGUGGGAUUAUAUAUUGUUACUCGCGUAAUGACACCGAGAAUACUGCCAGGGUUUUGCAAAACGAAGGAAUCAGCGCAGCACACUACCACGCAGGUUUAUCAGCAGAGGACCGUUUCCAAGUUCAGCUGAGUUGGCAGCAGGGCAGGACCAAAAUUAUCUGCGCCACUAUUGCAUUCGGUAUGGGUAUCGACAAGCCAAAUGUACGGUUUGUAGUACAUUACUCGAUUCCCAACUCGAUUGAAGGGUAUUAUCAAGAAAGCGGCCGUGGAGGCCGAGAUGGAAUGCCCGCGGACUGCAUACUUUACUUCAGUUACGGCGAUAAAGCAAAAAUGGAGGCCAUGUUUCAGAAAGAUAAAACACUGAACGGUACUCAACUGCAGGCAAAGAUGGACCAACUGCGUGGCGUUGUAAUGUACUGCGAAAAUAAUGUGGAGUGUCGCCGAUUUCUGACGCUAGGCUAUUUUGGCGACAAAUUUGAUCCAAAAGACUGUAGGAAGACAUGCGACAACUGCAUGAGCGGCCAGCAGUACAAGAAAGAAGAUUUCACCGAAAUGAGUAAAAAAUUUGUUCGAUGCGUUCAAGAAGUGCAAGGCAACGAAACGCUUCUGUCCUUUCUGGAUAUUCUUCGUGGAUCAAGGUGUAGAAAGGUCAUGCAGGCUGGAUACGACCAACUUAAGACCUACAACUGUGCACAGAGCAUAUCCAAAGUCGACUGCGAAAGACUGCUCCAUCAUCUGGUUAUGAAGGAUUUCUUAUUCGAGUCGAUCAAUAUAAACAGAUAUCAUCAGAGUGUUGUGACUUAUCUCAAGCUUGGGAAGAUGGCGUCAAGCCUUUUGGCAGGCAAAGCCAAAGUGAUAUUGGAUGUUGUAGAUUCACAGGCUAGCACACGAGAUAAGCUUAACAUAGUAUCAGACGCCGGGGAGUAUGAUUCGUUCUCCGCUAUCCAGAAGACACUUUGGAAAGAACUCAAUGGAGUGCGAAUGGAUCUAGCUUCAAAGCACGGAACUACUCAGCAGGCCAUUCUGACCGAACCUGCUCUGCUAGAAUUCGUCAAACUAAUGCCACGCACUGUUGAGGAAACUACAAAAGUCACUGGAUUCACGAAAGUGUUGGCGGGUAAAUUUGGUCAAGUGUUGAUAGACAAGGUUCUGGAAGUCAUACCUAUCACGGAAAUCUCUUUACCAGCAGCUCUCAGUGGAAAUUCAACUACAUCUCGACACUUGAAAAGGAGAUCACCGGAUGAAGACAACUUCGAGCAACCUGGUCAAACCAGUUCCACGAUCAACUCUUCUCGUCCCAAACGUUGGCGCCCUGAUUCAGGAGCUCAAAGUAGUUCCGGUUACGCCAGCAGUAUCAAUAGAGCCGCCAAUAAUAAUUUUGGGAAACGUAAUCAAGCCCAAAAUACACACAACGAAUCGAGAAACAAUCAAAACCAACGAGCGAACAAUAAUUCUAAAGGUGCCGUAGGUGGAUCAGGAUCGAACAAUAAAUCUGGGCCAAAUACGGGUGCACGUUCGAAUCAAACGAGUGCGUCGGGCAAGAAUGAUAACCUGGCGGUAUACAAGCAACCCGCGAAAUCAGGUGCGAGCAAUGGGAUCACGCUAAUGGUCCCUGGCUCGAGCAAACACAAACUGUUCCGACCUGCCGGCUGAGUACGUGGCUUGGGCUCUUCUUACCAGCAAUACAGUAAACAUUCAAAAGCGCUGGCGAUAAAUUUCCUAUCAGUGUGGCUAUAAAAAUACCCGCGCCUCCCGCCAAAUCACGUGCGGUUGAUACAGUUUCUCUUAAAAUACCGUGCUCGGACUUGCUUCCUUCAUCUGGAGUUUAAAUGGCGAGAUCAAGCACCAGGUGUACUCGUGACCUACGACAGCUCCUUGUACGAUUCGUUUCUAUGAAGACAGACGUGCACCUGCAGUAAACUCCGUGCAGUACUAGGCAGUCGGCGAUCCUUCCACCGGAAGUUUUAAUCAUUUUCCAACAUCAACAAUAGCUUUAAAUAGGGCACUCCUGGUUGCUAUCAUAGUAAGAUGGAGUAUCUCUGCUGCUUUUGUGGAUCGAAAUCGAUGAUCUCUUCGACUGCAGGCUAUCGCUUAUCCGUACCUGGUCUAAGUGUAUUCCGGUAGGCGAUUGGAAGGGUAGACUUGUGCAACCCAAUAGACACAUGAAGCAAGUACAAUCGCGAUAACCUGAAGGACUAUGGUUAUAAUGUAUAUCGGAAUGCGUCGUGUAUUCAGUCGAGGGCUACCAUCAUCGAGCGUAUUCAGCUCUGCGUGGCUACACUCACCUUUGAUUUCAGGUGUUUUGACAAAUAAAAGAUCGACAUAGUAUGCAAUAUAUCAGGCAGCGAGCCCCAAGUGAUCCGAAUAAAAUAUUCCUC
Molecule: messenger RNA, 5081 nt
Organism: Sphaeroforma arctica JP610
Lineage: Eukaryota; Ichthyosporea; Ichthyophonida
Exons: 32
Coding region: 1-4356 (1451 amino acids)
Biological process (GO): double-strand break repair via homologous recombination; DNA replication
Cellular component (GO): chromosome; nucleus; cytoplasm
Molecular function (GO): four-way junction helicase activity; nucleic acid binding; 3'-5' DNA helicase activity
Source: RefSeq, a predicted model, not a curated record